AUGGCGGGUGUUCUCACGUGGAGGAGUCGCUUCGGGGGCGUCUUUGGGAAUAAGACCAAAUCCGACAGUGCCGAAGCCACAGAUGACGAGAAUGUCAAUAUUCCAAAAUGGAGUAUGGGUGUUCUCAACGACCCCAAAACGAUUGAAGUUCCUGGUUCGGUGCUUCUCCUCGCCGCGCAUCGCAAUGAGCCACUCGGCUUGCGCAACGCGCCCGCAAGGACUUCCCACUCAUCCAUCCCCACCGGUUUCCCCGAGCCGAUAGACACACCAAGCGGCCGCCAGUCCCCGGCCAACGCGGCCCCACUAGAGCCCGAUGCAAAGACAACCAAGGACGGAAUCAUCCUCAACCCCCAGCCGGAAGAGUCGGCCAAUGACCCCCUUAACUGGCCUUCCUGGCGACGCGAUUGCGCCUUACUGUCCCUCGGUUUCUACUGCAUGGUUGGUGGUGGCAUGACCCCCUUGCUUGCCGCCGGCUUUACCAACGUCGCUCAAGACUACCACAUUGAGACGGAGACCGUCUCCUUGACCACUGGUCUGUACAUGAUGGGCAUGGGCCUUGGCUCCGUCAUCUUCUCGCCAACAGCUAUUCUCUACGGAAAGAGACCCGUUUACCUCUUCAGCUCCAUCAUCUUCAUUCUCAGCUCCGUGUGGGCAGCCCUGUCGCCCAAUUUCACCUCUCUUAUCUUGGCCAGAAUUUUUCAGGGUGUCGCUGUCAGCCCCGUCGAGUGUCUGCCCUCGGCCACCAUUGCAGAAAUCUUCUUCCUUCAUGAGCGGGCGUUUCGAAUCGGCAUCUACACUUUGCUGCUGCUCGGUGGCAAGAACCUCAUCCCGCUCGUCAGUGCCCUCAUCAUUCAAGGUCUGGGAUGGCGAUGGACUUUUUGGAUUGUUGCCAUGGUCGUCGCCUUCUGUGGCGUGCUCCUGUUUCUGUUCGUGCCAGAGACCUUCUGGGAUCGGACACCGCUUCCCAAGUCACGAAAGCCAUCCCGCAGACCGAGUUUUAGUCGCCGAUGGUCGUCACGCCAUCAAGUACCCCAUGCGCUUAACGGUCAUGACGAUGCCGUCGAAGUUCUCACAAGUCCUGCGCCCCAGUCGCCGCACGCUGCUUCGCAUCCGCACAAAGAUCUUCACGUUGGAUUCGCACCAGACCUUCAUGAGAAGCAGGACGACAGUGUUGAUACGCUAGCGAAAGACACGAAGAGCGAGACACCUGACUCCUCUAACCCAGUGCCUGUCUCUCGGACGUCUGGUGCGUCCGGUACACCUACUCCUGGAUCGGAAUACUUCCACAACGCCCCGGCUGUCGAAAGUGAGAAAUUCAAAAUGCAGGCUUCCGACGUCAACUCGCCACCGAAGGCCCUGGCCUACACCCACACCCUCCGUCAUCAGCCCGCAAAGUCCUUCACUGAACAGCUGAAGCCUUGGAACGGCCGUCUGAACCACGACAGCUGGUUCAAGGUCAUGCUCCGGCCCUUUAUCCUGUUCGCCUACCCAGCGGUGUUGUGGUCCGCCGCGGUCUAUUCCCUCUCCGUCGGCUGGCUCAUCGUCGUCUCCGAGUCGGUGUCCCUCAUCUAUCGCAACCGCGCUACCUACAACUUUGAUGCCCUGCAGACGGGUCUCGUCUACAUAUCCCCCUUUAUCGGUGGCAUCCUCGGCACCGCUGUCGCCGGCAAGGUGAGCGACAUCAUCGUCAAGGCCAUGGCCCGCCGCAACGGUGGCCUCUACGAGCCAGAGUUCCGCCUCGUCAUGGCGGCGCCGGUGCUGCUGACUACCGUCAUCGGCCUGAUGGGCUUUGGCUGGUCCGCACAGGAGCGGGACCUCUGGAUCGUGCCAACCGUCUUCUUCGGCCUCAUCUCCUUUGGCUGCACGCUAGGGUCCACGACAUCCAUUACCUUUUGCGUCGACAGCUACCGGCAGUACGCGGGCGAGGCGCUCGUCACGCUCAACUUUAGCAAGAAUAUUUUCCACGGCCUGGUGUUUAGUCUGUUUGUCACGCACUGGAUCACCUCUGACGGACCCAAGAUGGUGUUCAUUUGGCUGGGGGUGAUUCAGCUCAUUUUUCUGGUUGCCACCAUUCCCAUGUUCAUUUACGGGAAACGGGCGCGCAUGUGGACUGUCAGGAAAAACUUUAUGGAGAAGUUCUAA
Messenger RNA from Colletotrichum orchidophilum, 2142 nucleotides. Its product is annotated as major facilitator superfamily transporter. Gene Ontology annotation, biological process: transmembrane transport. Gene Ontology annotation, molecular function: transmembrane transporter activity. The coding region runs from base 1 to 2142 and encodes 713 amino acids. The transcript has 3 exons. Lineage: Eukaryota; Fungi; Ascomycota; Sordariomycetes; Glomerellales; Glomerellaceae. The record is from RefSeq and is a predicted model, not a curated record.